AUGAACUCGCUGAAUAUCCUGUCGUCCCGAGUUAUUGGCCAGUCCUCCAAUUCCAGCCGCAGCCGUCAGCGGUCUCGCUCCCAGGGUGACCUGUCCCCACCGAGUUCGCCGGGCGACCUCGCGAAAUUCAGGUCCUACAGUAGCAACGACUUCCAUUCAACCACUGUCCCUGAGAAGUUCGGUGACAAUGCGCUCGAGUCAACGGAAGAAGACGAUCGAUUUGGACAUACGCUGGAUGAGAAGUCGCCGUUGAUACGGGGCAUUCAGAAGGAUGGUGUCUUUGCUACCAAAAGUACUGCUCUAGGCCUGGUUGCACAGCGGUUUUUUGAUGCGAUCACCGAAACAAUCAAGUUCAUCCUAUCUACAUUGGCCGCUCCGGGGAUAUACGCAGUUCAGUGCUUUCGGGAUGAUAAUGGCCAAUACACUCCCAUGGCGCCGGUUCAGAAGCUACGUCAGUCGGUAUUUGGGUCUAGGCCGACAAGUAGAAGGAGAAGCACGGCCAAAGAAGCCCGGCCUGCGAACGGCAAACGGCGGGCUAGUUUGACACGGAAGCUUCGAGGCCACGUAUCCCGGGAUUCCGUCGCCUCAAGCACUUCCGAAUCUGAAGGAGAUCGUCGAGCUGUCAAGGCAGGUGGCAAUCGGUCGUCCAAAGCAAAGUCUACAGGAUUGGAGCAGCUGUCAGACGACAACACUCCUCGUCGCUCGAUUCGGAUCAAACUUCACAACGAGGAAGCUCUACAACGGCAACGGCACCGUCGGGCGCAGAGUGCCGAUUUAGGAUCAUCCUCUUCGCAUAGCAGUCCCCAAGGAACUCUCAACUUCGAUAGUCUGAAAUCCCCGACUUCUCCUUCGGUCCAUAGGGUGACAAGGUAUCCCCACUCGCCCGUGCCUCCACGACCGCUCAUCCCACCUCGGGCUCCAUCGUACACAGCCACGUCGCGUGGGUUCCGGGUCCCUCAGAAGACGCUGGUGCUCGAUCUGGACGAGACACUUAUCCAUUCGCUGGCCAAGGGCGGCCGCAUGUCCAGCGGCCAUAUGGUUGAGGUCAAGCUAGCUACGCCGAUGAUGACGGCUCUCACGCCGGGAGCGCCGCCCACAACGCUGGGACCACAGCAUCCCAUCCUGUACUACGUUCACAAGCGGCCACACUGUGAUGAGUUCCUGCGGAAGAUCUGCAAAUGGUACAAGCUGGUCAUUUUCACGGCCAGUGUGCAAGAGUACGCCGACCCCGUGAUCGACUGGCUGGAACAGGAGCGGAAAUUCUUCCACGCUCGGUAUUACCGCCAGCACUGUACUUUCCGUAAUGGCGCCUAUAUCAAGGACCUCAGUUCCGUGGAGCCUGAUUUGAGCAAAGUGAUGAUCUUGGAUAAUAGCCCUAUGAGCUAUAUAUUUCACGAAGGUACGUCUUGGUCGCCCCAGCUCCGUUUUGUUUCCCACCCUGCGCGACCCGCCGAUUCGGAUGUUGAUGAUUCUUUAGAUAAUGCCAUUCCCAUCGAGGGCUGGAUAAACGACCCGACGGAUAACGGUCUCCUCCAUCUAAUUCCUAUGCUAGAAGCUUUGCAGUAUGUAACCGAUGUCCGGGCACCCCUAGCAUUACGUAGGGGAGAAUUAGACGCUUAG
Messenger RNA from Aspergillus tanneri, 1620 nucleotides. It is a transcript of the gene nemA, whose product is annotated as Nem1-Spo7 phosphatase catalytic subunit NEM1. NCBI's taxonomy places the organism in Eukaryota, Fungi, Ascomycota, Eurotiomycetes, Eurotiales, Aspergillaceae. The transcript has a single exon. Gene Ontology annotation, molecular function: protein serine/threonine phosphatase activity. The record is from RefSeq and is a predicted model, not a curated record. The coding region runs from base 1 to 1620 and encodes 539 amino acids.